This is a messenger RNA of Syzygium oleosum, 5247 nucleotides long. RefSeq lists its product as uncharacterized. The record is from RefSeq and is a predicted model, not a curated record. Bases 181 to 4680 code for a protein of 1499 amino acids. Gene Ontology annotation, molecular function: protein binding. The transcript has 11 exons. Lineage: Eukaryota; Viridiplantae; Streptophyta; Magnoliopsida; Myrtales; Myrtaceae.
GUCUCGUCAGUUGUCACUCUCUCUUCACUUUCGCCCUUGCUUCGUAACCAAGCAUACGAUGCCCUACCCCCCGAUGAACACCACCAUCACCACCGCCACGACCAUAUAGCUCCGUCUCACUCGUCCCCCGCUCCCUCGUUCCCCUCGAUCGCGAUCCCGACUCCUCCGCCGCAACCGACCAUGCCGCCGGCGAUCGACCUCCGAUCCCCCGCCCCCCCCUCCGUCCCCGGGAACCCUAAGCCCGAGCCCCCCGCCGCCGGGCGCGGAGGCGGAGAGGGACUCGAGCCUCGUGGAGGGCGGGCGCCGCCGCCGCAGCCGAGGCGGCGGAAGCCGAGGCUCGUGAAGGUGAGGAGGCGCGCGGAGGUGAGGCCGGCGGCGGCGGCGGCGGGGGAUGAGGUCGGUUCCGUCUGCAAUCCGUUUCGCGCUGAGUGUGAUGCCGAGCGCCGAGUGAGGUACGGCAGUGUUGUUAAUUUAUGUUCGGAGGAUACUAGGUUGAGCAACGGGGAUGGUGCGAUUGGGCCGGAGGUUGAGUGCUCCUUUGAGGAUGUUGGUUUUGUAUUUGGUGCUCCUCGGAGGAGUUCCGCGCUCGAUAUGGACUUCUCGGCCAGCGGCGCCACUGCAUUUGUAGGUGAACCGGCUUCAGAUGAUGAUGGUGCAAGGGACCGUAGGAAGUUUGAGAGCGCGGGCUUUGUGUUGUUUGGUGCCGAGCGGAGAGAUUUGGAAUUGAACUCGGGAUUGGAAAAUGGAAAUUCUGGCGGAGAUACUCAAAAGUCGGCUUUUGGAAAUGGAGCAGAUGUGGGAGCAGAUUCUGCACGGUCGUGUGGAAACCUUGAUGAUUUCAGUCAUGUUUGCAAUAGCAAUAAGACUGCUCCAGAGCCAAAUUUGAAUCUAGGGAAGGGUGGAUGUGGUAGAACUGGGCCAUUUUCUUGCUGUAAGGAGAAUGGCAAGGCCAAGCUGGAGACUGAAGUGCAUGCUGGAAAUGCAGGCUUUUCUUCUGUUGAGAAUGAAUAUGGCCUUGAAUCAGUUUCUGAAAGGGAACAAUCCUCUGACGAUGUAGAAGAAGCUGGUUGUAUUGAUGGAAAAGCCUCCAGGAGUAAUGAUAAUGCAUUUUUUAUGUUUGGUGCUGAUCAUGGCCAGUCAACAUCAGUACCGUGGUCAGAGAAAGGAAGCACCAGGAAAGAGCGUGAGCUUAAGGAGAAUGGGGACUCGGGCUUUGUUUUUGGCUCCAGUUGGUUUAGUUUGGGAGCAAACCUGAAUACCAAAACAGAAGAAUCCAGGGAAAAUCUUGAAAAUCUGGAACUCCGUGAUAAUGGUGAUUUUAAAUUAGGAACUGAGGUAGAGCCCCAGAGGACGCAACCUACAGAAGCUCUAUCCAAUGAGGGUCACGGGAAUGGCCUCUUUGUAUUUAAAGGUAGUUCCGAAAAAAUUUCUAUUCAAUGUAAAAGACGGGAAAAAAGUAGCAAUACCGGGAUGACACUGGAUGGUGACAAUUUUGGAAAUAGGAGCAGUGACUCAGAUGAACAAAUUGUCAACUUGGGCUCCAAUGACAUGGAGAAUAACAAAUCGGCAUCUAUUUGUAGUGCUGGUGCUGCUGGGAGCAGUAGCACAUUAGAUCUUCCGGAAAAUAUGCAGGAUUUAAGCAUUGAGGAUAGACGAGAUACUGGUGGUGCUAACGAUGGGAAUAACAGCACCAAUUCUGAAGCUGCAUUUGUUUUCAGAAGUGGUCCAUGUGUUUCUAACUCUUUCCAUGGGAAUUUGGCAACUCCCAUGGGUCAGACCAAAAAUCCAAAUUUUGAUGGGCUUUCUGAUCCUGCGGAGAGUGGGAGUAGUUUCGCAAAGGUUGAAGAGGGUCAAUUCAUAUUUAAUAAUUAUACAAAUAUUGCUUGUGAGUCUACUGGAAUUUCUAGCCACAAGCCAUUUAUAUUUCAAGCUGGUAUUAGUGAGAGUUCUGAUAUGGCUCAGUGCUCUUCUAACCCAGUGAAUGAUAGUACCCUUGCGGAGAAUUUAGACAAUAAAGAAAAGUUUAGCUUCACGAACACUUUGGAUGGUUCAGGGGCAUCUAAUGGAGAUUUUAGGGUUCCUGAGUGGGAUCCUUCAUGCUUCAAAGCAAAUUUGUGUCAAGAUUUGAAAAUUGAAUUCAAUGAAAAGCGUAGAACAACAAAGUAUAAAAAGUAUAAGAAGAAUGCAAAGUUGAGGCAACCUUCUAAAGGAAAGCUAACUGCUGAAGAGGAUCAUGGGCUGGCUGAAAGCAAUUGCCAAGAAAUGACGCAAGCUCCGGAUUGCUAUUCGCCCAUGGAUUUUUCUCCUUAUCAAGAAGCUGCAGCAAACGAUCAGUGUUCCAGGCAGAGUUCUUCGGUGACAUUGGAUGAGUCCAUUGCCUUCAGUAAUGAAAAUGCAGCCUUGGCAUCAAGCUCAACAAUCCCUACUACCGAUGGACAUAUGGGUAGUUCAAUGGAAAGAUUAGUCAGUGAUGAAGGUAAUUCGAAGUUUGGCGAGACUGUUUCAGGUGCUGAAGCUGCUCACUUCAAGCCCAGCACUGAUCAUCCCUGUAGCACCUUUGGAGCUGCUGUUGCUUCAGCAGAAGAUGGAAGUGUUUUCUCAAUAGCUGAGAAUCAGGCUACUGAUUAUAUGAAACAGUCUGCGUUUGCUUCUAAUCUGGAUGAAGUAAAAUAUAAAACUUUUGUCUUCUCUGCAUCAUCCUCUGCCCAGACUGGUUUACUGGACAGAAAGCGGUUGCAUAAAAAGAAAAGUAGAGUUAAAAGUGAGAAUUGUCCUUUUGUUAUUUCUCCAUGUCCAGGUGCCAGGGAUGGAUCCUUCUCGAUGCAGCUUCCAAACUCUUUUGGUACUUCUUUCCCUUCGGACACAAAGCAAGGGCAGGAAGGACGAUCUAGACUGUUUCAAGAGAAAGAGCAGAACAUUUUGAAUUCAAAUGGAAAUGUCAUAGAUGGUGAGACCAAUUUAUCCUCAUCUGCUAUGAUCCAAGAAGCCUGUGAAAAGUGGCGACUCAGGGGAAAUCAAGCUUAUAAAAAUGGGAGAUUUUCCAGAGCAGAAGAGUAUUACGCGAAAGGUGUAAACUCAGUUCCUUCUGGUGAAGCAUCAGGAUACUGCCUUAAGCCUCUUUUAUUGUGCUACAGCAAUCGUGCAGCUACUCGGAUGUCUCUUGGAAGAAUUAGGGAAGCCAUUGAAGAUUGCAUUGCUGCUACGACAAUUGAUCCUAAUUUCCUCAAAGUUCAAAUAAGGGCUGCAAAUUGUCAUCUAAUUUUAGGGGAAGUAGAAAAUGCCUCGAACUAUUUUAAUAAGUGCUUGGCAACCGGUGCUGACAUAUGUUUGGAUCGAAGGCUUGUGAUAGAAGCUGCAGAUGGCCUACAAAAGGCGCAGAAAGUGGCUGAAUGUAUAAGUCUUUCUACUAAAAUGUUGGAAGAGAAGACAUCUGAUGCAGCAACAAGAGCUCUAGAAAUGCUUUCAGAGGCAAUAUCAAUCAGUAAAUUCUCAGAGAAACUACUGGAAAUGAAAGCACAAGCAUUGCAUAUGCUUCGGAAGUAUGAUGAUGUCGUGAAGUUGUGUGAGCAGUCUCUUAAGUUUGCUGAAAAGAACUUUGGUGCAUUAGGUGUGAACCUUACGUCGGAUAUGGUUGAUUCCGACUGUGGAGGAAACUCAGCUGUGAGGCUCUGGAGGUUUUUCAUGAUGGCUAAGUCUUACUUUUGCCUGGGAAGGCUUGAGGAGGCUCUUGAGUUACUUGAGAAGAUUGAGCAAACUGAAUGUUAUGGUGACAGGUGCCAGGAUAAGAUUCUGAAAUCAUCAGCUUCAGUAUCUUCCACAAUUCGUCGGCUGCUAAAGUGCAAGAAUGCAGGAAAUGAAGCCUUUCGAUUGAGAAGUUAUGCAGAAGCAGUAGAGCAUUACUCUAUUGCUCUGUCAAGCAAUGUUGAGUCACGACCUUUUGCAGCAAUAUGCUUUUGCAACCGAGCUGCUGCACAUCAAGCUAUGGGCCAAAUUGCUGAUGCCAUUGCAGAUUGCAGUCUAGCCAUUGCACUUGAUGGACAUUAUGCAAAGGCAGUUUCUAGAAGAGCAACCUUACACGAAUUGAUCAGAGACUAUAAACAAGCAGCUAGUGAUGUCCAGAGGUUUAUAUCUAUUCUUGAAAAUCCAUCUCAUCAAAAGACUAAAGCUUCUGGCACAUCGGGGGAGCUUGAUAGCAGAAAUAAUGAACUGAGGAAAGCUAAGAAACGCUGGUCCUUAAUAGAAGAGGAAGCUAAGAAAGGAACACCAUUGGAUGUUUACCUAAUUUUGGGAGUUAAACAAUCCGAAACAGCAGCUGAUAUCAAGAAAGCAUAUCAUAAAGCAGCCCUAAGGCAUCACCCAGACAAGGCUGGUCAGUGUUUUGCAAGAAGUGAGAGUGGCAAUGAGGGACUGCUCUGGAAAGAAAUCGCAACAGAGGUUCAUGAGAGUGCAGACCGUCUUUUCAAAAUAAUUGGAGAAGCAUAUGCAGUACUAUCAGACCCCUCAAAGCGAGCAGAAUAUGAUCUUGAAGAGGAUAUAAGAAAAGCCCACAAAGAGAGCAGUGGAUACGGCAAUUACAAGAGUGCCUCACAUUUCCAAAGCUCUCCCUUCGAGAGAGGCUCCAGCAGGCGGAAUUGGCAGGAGAGUUGGAAGACACAUGGUUAUUCACGCUCCCAAUGGUAAGAAGCAUUUACAGUUACUUUGGAAACUGCACGGGAUAUCCUCGAAAGCAGUCGACAAGAGCAAUCAUGCUCAAAGUUCCACCAAAGGUUGUUUGGAGAAAAUGAUGGAGGGGGUCAGGUCUGGAAACUAUCGAGCUAUGACUAAAGACGAACACAUAGCAGAGAUGGAACUCGCUGGUUUAAGAUCGCCUGUUUCCUCUGCGGAUACGGGAGAUGUCCACCGUAAGGUACACGGGGCAGAACAAGCCGUUUGUCUUAUGCCCCAGCAAAAUAUACCUGUUCAAUCUUAGUUCUUUUCCUUCUAUAAUAUUAUAAAAUCACUGCAGGAAACCAAGUACUCUGCAGUUUGUCGUAUUUGCUUGGAUGGCCAAGCUAGUGCAGGGUCUGGUAAUUUUUUGGCUUCCAGCCUGCGUCAUCUUCUUGCUUAUAGGCAAGAAAGACCUGGUUUUGUAGUUUAGGAGUCCCGUAUCGGGGGUAUCUUUUGAUUACUUGUACGCCAUCAUCCCCUUCGCGAUCUACUUUUCUUAUUUAUAAUCGAAAGUUGUUUGUCUUACAGGAUUCUCUAGUA